UCACUUCGUAUGCAGUCUCUGCAGAGAGAGAGCCUUCACAGUUAGACCUCUAUCUCGCCCAUAAGCAAACAAACCCAGCAGAAUCACCACCACCACCAACUCUGCUUUCUCCUCUCUCUAGCUCCAGCCAAGUCCAGUGACAUAUCCGACAGCAAACACGUCUCAUGCUUUCGCAAACUGGAGCAGAUCACGAAUACGAGGCUGCAUUCCGUUUCCUUCUUCUUCUUCGUCCGUAGUGAUUCCGUUCGUUCGCCUGAUAAAUCAAUCAGGUUCAGCGUGCGAAAUGUAAAGUGGAGAGAAAUCAUUAAUCGAGUUAAAAUUUACUUUGGUGCGUAUACACGAUAAAAAACUUGAGUCCUUGACAUUUGCAUAGAUUUUGGCAGUUGAGCAGGAUAUUUUGCGUGUCAGUGAAACGAACUUUCUCCGUCGACAAAUUGUCCACUUUUGGCCCAAUAAAAGACAAAGAACUAGAAAGGAAGUCAAGUGGUGACACGGGAAGCGAGAUUUCGAGAUAGUAAUUCACCCACGGAAUGACGUGACCCUGUCAGGAGGACAAAGUGAUAAGAGAAAACCUGUCUGUUCUGCUUUGCAUAGACUACUUUUCUCCUCCACCUCGUGGUGAAAGUAGCGCUCUGAAUGACCAACCAACAAUAAUACGCAACAAAAGUUGAGAGAAAGUAAAACGUGAACAGCUUUACAUACAACACGAAAGCUCCGUUCAGCAUUGUUUAUUGGGACAGGCUUUCUCUCCACGGAAAAGGGGAACACUUUCACAACACAACUUUGCCUCUUAGCGGAAUAAGUGUGCGAAUUCUCCCCGAGAUAAAAAGAAUCCGUAAAAUCAGACCGAGUUUCACUAUUUCACCUGAGAGAAAGAAAAAAUAAUGGAUUACAUUCGCGAGUUUGACAUUCGCCUGGAGAAGGAAAUGUACUACGCUGGAGAGACGCUUUCUGGAGUCGUUAUACUCGACACGGUGGAAAACUUCAAGUUGCGAAGGAUUCAAGUGGUUGUUCGAGGCAAGGCACACACCGAGUGGAAAGUGAUGGUGAGUGGGGAACGAAGGACGGUGAAAGACGACCAGUACUUCAUCGACGAUAGAUCCACUAUUUGGGGGAAAGAUAAAACUGAGGGUAACGUCCAAAUCUUGCCGAGAGGACUGCACAAAUUUCCGUUCCGUUUCCAACUUCCCGAAAGCUCGUUGCCUUGCUCGUUCGAGUCGAAGGCUGGACAAAUCCGGUAUUAUGUGAAGGCCACGGUGGACAUUCCAUACGCAUCUCCACCACAGGGCAUGAAAUACUUUACCAUCAUUGGACCUUGGAUUGACUGCAUGGACUACUUGAAACCGAUGGUCGGAGAUAGGAAACGACCACGCUUCAGUCUCUGCUGGGACCGACGCUGGGUAAACAUUCGGACCCAUUUGGAACGGUCGGCAUACGUUUGUGGCGAAAGUUUGAGGCUGAAGGCGGAGAUUGAUAAUCAGUCCGGGGAAGAUGCAAGACUCAAACUACGCCUCGUGCAGUAUGUCGAAUACUACAUCGACCGCGGCGUUUUGGGCGUUUCGAAAGAGUUGUCCAACACAAUUUUGGAGUAUCGGGGUGCCCCUGUCGUGCCCAGAUCGAGGAUAAAAUGGGAUUCGCAUCAGAACAUCGUGGUCCCCGUGAUGCCUCCAACGCUUCUCGGAGUUUGUCGCCUUAUUCAGAUCUACUACGUCCUGAAGGUGAGCGUCGAGCUGGAGAAAUCGGGCGAAGAUUUACAAAUGCACUUCCCCAUCACCAUUGCCACCGUUCCGUUUCGCAUUCCGAAUUCUACUCAACAGCCGGCGAUUCAGUAUGACGUGGCAUCAGAGAUUGCUGAAGGAGGGAUGUACAUCGGACCUGAAUUUCAACUCGGGCAAGUUUACGACGGCUCUGUAGAAAAUGGAGAUUCUGUGGUGUUGUAUCGUCCCGUUUAUGUCUCGGUCACAUCGCAAGGAAAUGGUACUCGAUCUCGCUCCGAGACACCCACCGGCGUUGGAAGGAACGCCAUUGAGAAGGACGGUGGUGCGUCCAACAUGAUAAUUAACAACAAGAACAACACCAACACCACGAUCGUCGGAGGAGCAGGGUCCGCCGCGACGAACAGUAAAACCAACGCAUCCUCGGCUGCCACCAAUUUGAUCAAAGGCUCAAAAGUGUCGGAUACCGGGGGCGGUGCUCCACGUACGCAGAGGAAGUUGGAGUCCAGCAAUUCUGUGACUUCGGAAAAGGAUACUCUGUUGAAGGAGACGAUUAAAGGUAUUUAGUAUCGUAUCGUACCCUAUCGCAUCCAUAACAAGCAGGCACUCCACGUCCUCUUGGACAUAAUUUUCGGAUGGAUGAGCUACACAUAUUACUUAUUGUGCAUGAGUUGGUGUGUACACAUGCAACUUUUAAAAAAAGUGGGUCAAUCGGGCACACGGGACUUGUUCCAGUGGUUUCUCGGUGGUUAUCAGCUUUCAUAUUUUUUGUAUGUGGGUGUAAACUUUGCUUAAAUAAAUAACUUGAUGUUUAUCUUUUAAGCGGCACAACCCAAAUGUAAAUAUGAAGGGUUGUUACACAUUUACCUCUGCUGAAUAUACAUAAAAUUACGUAAGAAAUAAUCGUCAAGAUAAGUAAGGAAUAUGAACAAAAGUUUAGGACAGAGAUAUUUAUGUACUGUGAUGAUGAGCUAUUUGACUAAUUAUGUAAAGUGGAUGUCUAUACAAUCUAAGAUAUUGCACUCUUCACUUUUUGAAGAAAAGUUUAGAAUUUAUAAAUUACAAAAUACAGAUCUGUAUCUUAUUUCAUGUACUCACUGAAAUUUCCAGGACAUUGUUGUUGGAAUUAUUGAUAUUGAUCUUUUGGUGCUAAUUACAGUACAGUGUGACGCAUCAUGUAAAUGCGACCUGAAUUGUAUAUCUGUAAUAGAUUAACUAUUUAAUAAGUAUUUAAUUAUUAGAAUUAACAUAUUUACAUAAUUGCUGUCAUCAUACAGAUAUUUUUUGAGUUUCCUGGAUUGCGUAGUCUAAAAUUCACCUUAUUCAAAUUACUAGUUAUUAGGAAAAAUUGGCAACUUUAAUUAUAAUAGUAAAACAUGUAAAUUUAUUGUCACAACUGAAACGAGGAGAUUAUUACCAUUAUUACAACGUGCAAAUUAUGUAUGUACUUUAUUCUUAUAUUAUAAAAAAAUCGCAUCAACUUCUUUUUUAUAAAUUGGACCCAACAUUUCUAACCGUAAGUUGAACUGUCAUGUAUAACUUCUAUCAAAUAAAAUGUCAAAUAAACGUGUUGAAAAAAGUAA
Molecule: messenger RNA, 3298 nt
Organism: Folsomia candida
Lineage: Eukaryota; Metazoa; Arthropoda; Collembola; Entomobryomorpha; Isotomidae
Product: arrestin domain-containing protein 2
Exons: 11
Coding region: 885-2282 (465 amino acids)
Biological process (GO): protein transport
Cellular component (GO): cytoplasm
Source: RefSeq, a predicted model, not a curated record